AUGAAUGAAAUAUGUGAAACAGUACCAUCACAAAAAGGUGGCAUUAAAAUUAAAGUUGAUAGGUGUACAGGUCGAGCCGUAACACAAUUAUGGGAUGAUAAACAUUAUCUUAAAAGUUUCUCCAAACACAAGCAGCAUGCUCCACAAGCGCAUAAGCCUGAAGUUGCCAAAGUUGUACCUCAAAUUAAACAACAAGCUAAA
This is a messenger RNA of Dentiscutata heterogama, 201 nucleotides long. The record is from the annotation of a GenBank genome assembly. NCBI's taxonomy places the organism in Eukaryota, Fungi, Glomeromycota, Glomeromycetes, Diversisporales, Gigasporaceae.